UUUCUUUCUGAUAUCUCAAAAUGAGAGAAAUUAUUCACGUACAAGUUGGUCAAUGUGGUAACCAAGUGGGUCAAAAGUUUUGGGAGACUAUCUCGCAAGAACACGGUCUUGAGGCCAAUGGUACCUAUGCUGGUGAUAAUGAUCUCCAGUUAGAGAGAAUCAAUGUAUUUUUUAAUGAAGGUUCUCAGGGUCAAUACGUCCCUAGAUCCGUAUUGGUAGAUCUUGAACCUGGUACGAUGGAUGCUGUUCGAUCUAGUCCUUAUGGUAAGCUAUUCCGCCCUGAUAACCUCAUCUUUGGUCAAUCUGGUGCUGGUAACUCUUGGGCCAGAGGUUACUAUACAGAAGGAGCUGAAUUGGUUGAAUCUGUCAUGGAUGUCUUGCGUAAAGAAGCUGAAAACACCGAUUGUCUCCAAGGCUUUCAAUUGUGUCACUCUCUUGGUGGUGGUACUGGUUCCGGUCUUGGUUCUCUCUUGCUUUCCAAGAUCCGUGAAGAAUAUCCCGAUCUUCCUUCUCCCAAGGUAUCUGAUACCGUUGUUGAACCUUAUAAUGCUGUCCUUUCCGUCCACCAACUCGUCGAGAACUGUGAUGCUACUUUCUGUAUCGAUAACGAAGCACUUUAUGACAUCUGCUUUAGAACACUCAAGUUGACUAAUCCCGGCUAUCCUGAAUUGAACCAGCUUGUGUCUACUGUUAUGUCUGGUGUCUCCACCAGCUUGCGUUUCCCUGGUCAAUUGAACUCUGACUUGCGUAAGUUGUUUGUCAACAUGGUUCCUUUCCCUCGUCUUCACUUCUUCAUGGUCGGUUUUGCUCCCUUGACUGCCUUUGGUUCUCAACAAUACCGUAACUUGAGUGUUCCCGAAUUGACUGCUCAAAUGUUUGAUGCUCGUAACAUGAUGGCUGCUUCUGAUCCUCGCCACGGCCGUUACUUGACUGUUGCCACCAUCUUCCGUGGUCGCUUGUCUACCAAGGAAGUCGAAAACCAAAUGUUAGCUGUUCAACAAAAGAACUCUUCUUACUUUGUUGAAUGGAUUCCAAACGGUGUGAAGACUUCUCUUUGUGAUAUUCCUCCUGUUGGUCUCAAGAUGUCUGGUACCUUCAUUGGUAACAGCACAGCUAUUCAAGAGCUGUUCAAGCGCGUGAAUGACCAAUACUCUGCCAUGUUUAGAAGAAAGGCUUUCUUGCAUUGGUACACUGGUGAAGGUAUGGAUGAAAUGGAAUUCACAGAAGCAGAAUCCAACAUGAACGAUUUGGUCUCUGAAUACCAACAAUAUCAAGAAGCUACCGCUGAAGAAGAGUAUUUAGAAGAAGAAGAUUAUCUUGAAGAGGAUCAAGAUAUUGAAGAAGACGAGUAAAAUCAUUCUGUUAUUCCCACUUUAAAUGUUGCAAACCUUACCUUUAUCAUAUACGAAGAGACAUAGUUUUAAUCCUUAAUGCGCUAAUAAAAACCACGUGACCUUUUUGAAACUUGUUCUAUGC
Molecule: messenger RNA, 1476 nt
Organism: Rhizopus microsporus ATCC 52813
Lineage: Eukaryota; Fungi; Mucoromycota; Mucoromycetes; Mucorales; Rhizopodaceae
Product: beta-tubulin 1
Exons: 4
Coding region: 21-1352 (443 amino acids)
Biological process (GO): microtubule cytoskeleton organization; mitotic cell cycle
Cellular component (GO): microtubule; cytoplasm
Molecular function (GO): GTP binding; structural constituent of cytoskeleton; GTPase activity
Source: RefSeq, a predicted model, not a curated record